This is a messenger RNA of Naegleria gruberi, 1020 nucleotides long. RefSeq lists its product as uncharacterized. Gene Ontology annotation, biological process: activation of GTPase activity; nucleocytoplasmic transport. NCBI's taxonomy places the organism in Eukaryota, Heterolobosea, Eutetramitea, Acrasida, Naegleriidae. Bases 1 to 1020 code for a protein of 339 amino acids. The transcript has a single exon. Gene Ontology annotation, cellular component: perinuclear region of cytoplasm; nucleus; cytosol. Gene Ontology annotation, molecular function: GTPase activator activity; small GTPase binding. The record is from RefSeq and is a predicted model, not a curated record.
AUGGGUGGCCAAUUUUUACAGAAUAUUGCAACUCUUAAAGUUAGUGCCACGAGUGAUGAUACUUUUAAAAAAUUAAUCUUGAUGAAAUCACUAACUAAACUUGUUAUUAGAAUUGAAGAAGAAGAAGAAGUUCAUCAUCUAAGUGGAUUGAAACAAUUAAAAAGUCUUCAUAUAUAUGGCAGUCAAAUUCGUGGUGAGGGAGUUAGAUAUAUUAGUGAAUUGAAACAAUUGACCAAUCUUGAUAUUCGUAGUCAUAAUAUUUUUCAUAUUGGAGCUAAAUACCUAAGUGAAUUGAAACAAUUAACCACUCUUAAUAUUUAUGGCAAUCAUAUUGGUGCUAAAGGAUCUAAAUAUAUAAGUGAAUUGAACCAAUUGACCACUCUAUUCAUUGCUGAAAAUAGUAUUGGUGUUGAAGGAGCAAAAUAUUUAAGUGAAUUGAAACAAUUGACCAAUCUUGGUAUUUCCGUUAAUUGGCUUGGUAAUGAAGGACUUGCAUACGUAAGCAAAAUUAAACAAUUGACCAUUCUUGAUAUUUCUCACAAUGAUAUUGGCGCUGAAGGAGGAAAACAUUUAGGUGAAUUGAAGCAAUUAACUCUUCUUAAUAUUUCCCAUAAUAAGAUUCAAGAUGAAGGACUUGAAAAUAUUGGCAAAUUGAAACAAUUGACCACUCUUAUUAUUAAUCAAAAUGACAUUGGUGCUGAAGGAGCACAAUAUUUAAGUGAAUUGAAACAAUUAACCUUUCUUAAUAUUAGUGAUAAUCGUAUUGGUGAUGAAGGAUCAAAAUAUAUUGGAGAAUUGAAACAAUUAGUUGAUCUUUAUAUUAAUGACAAUGACAUUGGAGAGGAAGGAGCAAAAUAUUUACGUGAUUUAAAACAACUAAUCUAUCUUAAUGUUGGUGGCAAUGAAUUUGGUGAUGAAGGAGCUAAAUACAUUAGUGAAUUGAAACAAUUAACCAAACUUGAUAUUAACAACAACUCUAUUGGUGAUGAAGGAACAAAACAUUUAAGUGAAAUGAAAUAA